Molecule: messenger RNA, 1830 nt
Organism: Epithele typhae
Lineage: Eukaryota; Fungi; Basidiomycota; Agaricomycetes; Polyporales; Epitheliaceae
Exons: 4
Coding region: 1-1830 (609 amino acids)
Biological process (GO): protein phosphorylation
Molecular function (GO): ATP binding; protein kinase activity
Source: RefSeq, a predicted model, not a curated record
AUGGACGUUAACAUCCCACUCUUCGUAUUCGAGGGGCGGUCAUUGCGUAGUCCCCAACCCGAAACAGUCACGGUCCCGUCGGAUGCUCACUUCCUCAAACUCCUUGUCGCUGUCUCCAAGGUAGUAGGUCAACCUGACACGUCUCGUUGUCUGAUAUUCAAACCAAAGGACGCCAUUUUCGCCACUUAUGGACCCUAUCUGCAAUCGCUUUUCGUGGUCCAUGACUACGAUCCAUACUCGUUUUGCGACUACAUCACGAAGCACAUGUGUCACAACGACUCCGUCGAGGGAGGAAUUGGUAUCAAACCCUCACAACCAUUUGACACGACACGGGCUCUUGUUGUCAAGAUCGUGCCACCUUUCGAUUUCAAGAAGCUGCGUCAUGAAGAAGACGAAGACGGGAGCAUCCUCAACGAUAUGAUGAAGAGACUUAGACGGCUCAAAGCCAAAGACCCCGGCACGCCAUCUGAGAACUGCCGUCUUUCCCAAUUUCUCGAAAUUCAACGCGGUGCAGACGCUAUCAUCGACGGCCGUCGCACGAGCGUCGCCGUCAACCCCCUUCCACCACCACUUGACAUUUUCCACCCCGUCUUUGCCGCCUUCAGGCGUCUGUGUCAAGAUCGCAGUCUCUCCGUGCCUGAAGACUUCGUCCGCACGACCGCAGAGCUCAUGUACGUUGGGGCUCGCAUCUUCCCCGACGUAUGGGAACUCGAAGAAGCAGUCCGUCCGCUUCUCUCCGCUCUCCUCGGGUUCCCUCUCCAGCGACCGUCCAACAAGUCCAUCACGCGAAGUAAUCCGGGCUACUUCAUUCCCUCCACUGUUCCUCCUCCGUUCUCCGGCACUGCAGCGCUGGCUACGAUUGAGCUGGAUGAAGAAUUCGGGACCGCCGCUCUUCGCUCAACGUUUGCUUACAUCGCGCAUUGGUGUGACAUCGAUCAAAGGGCGAACGAUCCUCAACAGCUGCUUUGCGCCCUCCUUCGUGAUCGGCGUCGACGGUCCGCACAUCUCCAUCUCGGGCGCCAUGAUUUGGCCAUGAUCACGGGAAAGCCCGUCGUGCAGCGCUUGAAAGACAUACGGCUAUCGCAGGACCACCACUUGGACGGAGACGUGCUCCUGGAGAACGCGCGCGUGCUCUAUUCCCUCAAGGUCGCGCUCGAACGCCUGCACACGUUCUAUACCCACCUUCCGCUCCCGGAGGACAUGUCUCGCUUCUUCCCUCUCGCCACGCAGUACAUCACAGGCGACGACCGCGUCGUGACGUUCACAUACGUCGACGUGCUCAAGGACCCCGGAGAGGGUUCUACAGUGUUCCUCGCGCGCCUCGACGAGCCGGGGCCGCGCACCGUCGUUGUCAAGUUCGUCGAGCGGUACGGGACCCGGGCGCACGAGUUGCUCGCGGAGGCGCGCCUCGCGCCUGCCCUGCUCUACCACGGCCCCGUCUGGCCUGGAGAGGACGAGCUGCAGUGCCGCGGCCACGAGAUGGUCGUCAUGGAAUAUGUCGAGGGCAUCCCCGCGUUCGAGCCGGAGCAGCAGAGGGCCGCCGCGCCCGAGGUGGGGCGCGCGCUGAGGGUCCUACACGAUAACGGGAUGGUGCAUGGAGAUCUGCGCCCGACUAACAUCUUGCUCCUGCUUGGCUGGUGGCAGGGUGUCGAAGGCAGGGUGAUUAUCAUCGACUUCGACUGGGCGGGUCGGGAGGGCGAGGUGCGGUAUCCGUGCCAGUUGUCGAAGCACGUGUUUCCGGUGGAUGGGAUAGAUGAUUAUGCUCCGAUUGUUCACGCGCAUGACAAGGGGAUGUUGAGUCUACUUUACGAAGGCGUUCAGGAGCCUUAG